AUGGAGCAAGAAUUCGUCAUUGGUCAAGAUGAAGAUUCAACAGAGCAACUACCCAACAUCACAGCGAACUUGCAAGCAUAUCGAUCUAAGAAGCUUGUACGGUAUCCGAAGCUCGUUACUUAUUGGUCGAAUGGGGAGCAGCUUUGUGAGCAACGGCCUUUUGAUUGGGAUGAGUUUGAAGUCCUCAAUCAAGCGCAUGGUGGACAUAAAGGUUUUUGGAGGGAAGGCGUAAGUAUUGGAGGUUCUAAUCUUGGUCUACGGUCUCACUCACAAUCUCUUGUCAAGAAGGUUGGGCCUGGCUCCCAAGGUACGCUUUCCAUCAACUUAAAGUCAAAAAGCGCACCGAAUAAGAAAAUCGCCAACUUUCUCGCACACUUGAAGGUCCAUCUAGCCCUCCGCCUCCCAGGCUACCAAUGGUGGGUCGAACUACCUUUCAUGUACGACACCGGCGCAAGUUGCAUGUCCAUAUACCACGGCGACCUAAACAUGCUCAUGGGCCCGCCCCGGAUCCCCCCCAAACCCCUGGUCCCCCGUCCUCUACGCCUCAUCCUACACAACCGCCUCGGGCGCUACACUGAUGAACGUCAUCGAAAUAGAAGUCACCCUCCUCGACAGUCGCGAUCCCAGCGCGAAAAGUCUAACACGCUGGACUCGAAUGGAAUGUACCGUCAAGCCGGGCUUUUACAGAGGCGCAAGUUCAAUGCCUAG
Molecule: messenger RNA, 708 nt
Organism: Penicillium subrubescens
Lineage: Eukaryota; Fungi; Ascomycota; Eurotiomycetes; Eurotiales; Aspergillaceae
Exons: 2
Coding region: 1-708 (235 amino acids)
Source: RefSeq, a predicted model, not a curated record